UAAGCAGAAACACACUCUCGCUCUCUUUGCACUCUCUCUCUCUCUCUCUAGGUCACUUUCUCUUCUUCUAGUUCAAUCACCACAAAAAACCCACAAUCAAAUUGUAGAGAGAAAAAAAAAGAGAACAAAGACCCAUCAAUCAUUAGUAACCCUCCAUCAGAAUCCGAAGCUCUCGGCAACAAAUACAUGGAUGAUAAGUGGAAGAUCUUCAAGAAAGAUUCGUCGUCCUCUUCUUCUUCAUCCAAAUCCAAGUUCACCAGAAGCUUCUCCACGAGCGCUUCAUCGACCAAGUCCCCUGUGUUCGUACGGAGCUCCUCCACGAAAUGCUCGGUCCCUUCUUCCUCGACGUCGUCUUCUUCAUCUUCUUCGAUGUCAAGAAGCUUCUCCAGGAAAGAGAGAUCAGGAUCUUCCAUAACUCAGAAGUAUAGCAGCUUGGCCAAAGAACAGAAGGCGAGGUUUUACAUCAUGAGAAGGUGUGUAGCUAUGCUUGUUUGUUGGCAUAAACAUGGAGAUCCCUAGAUCAGAUUUUUUUUUUCUCUUUUUUUUUUGGGUUUAUUGUAAUUAGAUCAGUUUAUUACUGAGGUGGCUACAAGUUUCCAUAGUACAUCGUAAGAAGAGAUUUUUAUUCAUAAAAUUUAGGGUUCCUCUGCUCAUUUCUGUCCUCUAAAUGCUAAUAUUUCUUUUAAAUUUAUCUAAACAA
Molecule: messenger RNA, 700 nt
Organism: Tarenaya hassleriana
Lineage: Eukaryota; Viridiplantae; Streptophyta; Magnoliopsida; Brassicales; Cleomaceae
Product: osteocalcin 2-like
Exons: 1
Coding region: 187-519 (110 amino acids)
Biological process (GO): negative regulation of cell population proliferation
Source: RefSeq, a predicted model, not a curated record